This is a messenger RNA of Marasmius oreades (fairy-ring Marasmius), 1433 nucleotides long. RefSeq lists its product as uncharacterized. The coding region runs from base 19 to 1326 and encodes 435 amino acids. The record is from RefSeq and is a predicted model, not a curated record. Gene Ontology annotation, molecular function: protein kinase activity. The transcript is spliced from 3 exons. NCBI's taxonomy places the organism in Eukaryota, Fungi, Basidiomycota, Agaricomycetes, Agaricales, Marasmiaceae. Gene Ontology annotation, biological process: mitotic spindle assembly checkpoint signaling; meiotic sister chromatid cohesion, centromeric.
AUUUCUUUGGAUUUGACCAUGACCGACGUUUUCUCGAAUGAAGUGCCAGCUGUCGUAGAUUGUGAUGUUCUCGAAGCAGCAAAAGAGAACAUCCAGCCUCUUGCUAGCGGCCGAAGGGUCACCGCCUUAUCCUCCAUACUCGCUACACCACACGCACAACGCGAACCCAAACUCAAUGCCACUCGUAAUCGACUGAGGAUAAACGUAGAGCUUGCACUUUCAGAUGAGGAAGAUGAUCCAUUAGAAGCUUACUGGACCCUGGUUAGUUGGACAUUGGAGAACUAUCCACAAGGACAAAGCGCAGAAUCGGGUCUUUUGGAACUGUUGGAAGAGGCUACUCGUGUGUUGAAGGAUGCCAGAGGCGGAAGGUGGAGAAAAGAAAUGAAGUAUCUCAAGCUAUGGAUGCUCUAUGCCAGCUUUGUCGAGAAACCUGGCAUGAUCUACCGCUUCCUUCUUGCUAAUGAAAUUGGCACAGACGAUGCCAUCCUGUACGAGGAAUAUGCUGCGAUCCUUGAGAGGGGUGGGCGACGAAAAGAAGCUGACCAAGUUUACACUCUCGGUGUAGCUCGCAAGGCUGCGCCCCUCGAGCGACUCAAGUCCAAACAUGCUGAUUUCCAGAAACGCAUGAUGUGCGCAGCAGCCACACCAGAGGCUAUAUCUGUCACCAAUGACACUGCUACUACUUCAUCACGACGAACUGUUCUCUCCACCACAACCGCGACAGCACCUUUACAGUCUUCAUCCACCUCUUCCACUAGAAUCUCUUCCCGCUCUGCCACCUCGUCUUCGUCAAAUGCUCCACUACGGGUAUUCGUCGAUCCGACUGGAACAGCAGAACAGUCCGCUCCGAUGGAGGCAAACGCAUGGCCUGACAUCGGAACCCGUAAAACGAGAGUGAAGGAGAACGUUCCAGAGAGGAAGAAGAUCGCAGGGUCCACGAUCAGACAAGCCGGGAAGACUAAACGACUGGCCUCCGUCUCAUCGGGCUCAAAGAUAAUUCCAUACCGUGACCCAAGCCCAGACGAUACCCCACCCCCACAAUCGGCACUGACAAAGGGCGACGGUUCGACAAGUACGCCUGCCAAAGGCCCGUUUGUGCCAUUUGCAGAUGAUGCUGCCGUUCCGAUUCCUCCUUCUGUUCAGAAAUUCUUUCCUUUCCGCGACGAGUCUUCUUCUGGCAGCGUGUCUUCCUCUGCUGUUCCUUUGUCGGUUAUGAAACUCAAAAAGGCCGAUGCCAUAGUUUCAGGGAGUGAAGCGGAAGCUUUGAGGAAGGAUCCGCUGAAGAACUACGACGUGACGGUCGUGGGUGAUGCAUAUGAAUUGUAGACUACUGGUGUGCGGUCAUUCUGGUAGCCUGCUUUCAUCGCGGAACUGAGGUUCUAACCACAACAUUAUUAUAUUUUGAUCUACUCUACGAUAUCCUUUAACAACAG